AUGCCGGGCAGCGGCCCCAGCGAGAGGAUGACGUGGCCGGGCCCGGCCCUCCCCACGGCCCCCCCAACCCGCCCUCUCUCCUCAGCCCCGGGGACACCGCCCAUCCCGCCCCUCACCCGGACCCGCAGCCUCAUGGCCAUGUCCCUGCCAGGCAGUAGACGGGCCUCUGGUGGAUCCCGCAGGCGCACCUCUCCACCCGUGAGUGUGCGGGAUGCCUACGGCACCUCUUCUCUCAGUAGCAGCAGCAACUCAGGCUCCUGCAAGGGCAGUGACAGCAGCCCCACGCCCAGGCGCUCCAUGAAGUACACGCUGUGCAGUGACAACCAUGGAAUCAAGCCCCCAACCCCGGAGCAGUACUUGACGCCCCUGCAGCAGAAGGAGGUGUGCAUCCGGCACCUGAAGGCCCGGCUGAAGGACACGCAGGACCGGCUCCAGGACCGGGACACAGAGAUCGAUGACCUGAAGACGCAGCUGUCACGCAUGCAGGAGGACUGGAUUGAGGAGGAGUGCCACCGCGUGGAGGCCCAGCUGGCCCUGAAGGAGGCCCGCAAGGAGAUCAAGCAGCUCAAGCAGGUCAUCGACACCGUCAAGAACAACCUGAUCGACAAGGACAAGGGGCUGCAGAAGUACUUCGUGGACAUCAACAUCCAGAACAAGAAGCUGGAGACACUGCUGCACAGCAUGGAAGUGGCCCAGAACGGCUUGGCCAAGGAGGACGGUGCGGCCGAGUCGGCUGGUGGCUCCCCGGCCCGCUCUCUCACCCGCAGCUCCACCUACACCAAGCUGAGCGACCCCGCUGUCUGCGGUGACCGCCCGCCCGGGGACCACCCUGGCACCUCGGCCGAGGAUGGGGUCGACAGCGGCUUCACGGCCAAUGAUGACACCCUGAGCCGGACGGAGGCAUUGGAGGCCAGCAGCCUGCUGUCGUCAGGGGUGGACUGUGGCCCCGAGGAACCCUCGUCUCUACACAGUUCCUUCAGCCUGGGGCCCCGCUUCCCCGCCAGCAACACCUAUGAGAAGCUGCUGUGUGGCACGGAGGCCGGCGUGCAGGCCAGCUGCAUGCAGGAGCGCGCCAUCCAGACGGACUUCGUGCCAUCCCAGCCUGACCUGGACACCAUCCUGGAGAAAGUGACCCAGGCCCAGGUCUGUGGGAUGGUCCCCGAGUCAGGGGACAGGCACCCGGAACCAGAUCCCCACCCCCCGGGGCCCAAAGACCCCAACUCUGCAGUGGUGGUGACGGUGGGGGACGAGCUGGAGGCCCCGGAGCCCAUCACCUGGGGGCCCACCCCACACCGCCCUGGUGCCCACCCAAACCCCAGCCCGUCGGUGAGCGUGGCAUGCCCCGUGGAAGAGGAGGAGGAGGCAGCCACGGCCGAGAAGGAGCCCAAGAGCUACUGGAGCCGCCACUACAUCGUGGAUCUGCUGGCUGUGGUGGUGCCCGCCGUGCCCACAGUGGCCUGGCUCUGCCGCUCCCAGCGGCGCCAGGGCCAGCCCAUUUACAACAUCAGCUCCCUGCUGCGGGGCUGCUGCACCGUGGCCUUGCACUCCAUCCGCAGGAUCAGCUGCCGCUCGCUGAGCCAUCAGGGCCCGAGCGCCGCUGGCACGACCACUGGAGGCAGCUCCCAGCUCUGAGGAGGGCCGGCCUGGGCAGAGGCUCCCACGGCCCAACUACCGAUUGUAGGGGUGCCACCCUCCCUCUCACACCUUCCCCUGGGGCAUCAUCUUAUUUCUUUAGUUUGGGGUUUGGAGGUGGCUUUUUCAGGAUGAUUACCGUAUCAGAGGCUGGGAGUGAAGGUUGGGGGAAGGUGUCCGAAAACUGCGACAGGAGAGAAGGGAAGAGAGACCGAGAGCCAGGAGGCCCGCUGAUCAGACACACUGCAGAGAGAGACAGUGGCGAGGCCCCCACCCCAGCCCCCUGCCCCCCAGGCCCCCACACAGGGCAGCCGCUGCUCAGGAAGUCUCCCGUGUGAUGAUCCAGGGAGGCCAGCCUUGACUUGUCAGCCCAGCCUCCCCAUCCCUGCCCCCAGGUCCUGUCUGUUCCCCUGUGUACCCCAGGCCUUG
Molecule: messenger RNA, 2061 nt
Organism: Budorcas taxicolor (takin)
Lineage: Eukaryota; Metazoa; Chordata; Mammalia; Artiodactyla; Bovidae
Gene: SNPH
Product: syntaphilin
Exons: 4
Coding region: 1-1632 (543 amino acids)
Biological process (GO): neuron differentiation
Cellular component (GO): mitochondrion; cytoplasmic microtubule
Source: RefSeq, a predicted model, not a curated record